GCGACGACGCGACGCAAGGGAGCCGUCCUGCCUUCGCGUAGCGUAGUUCCGUCGCCUUGGAGGAGGCCCUGGAGAGAGAGGCAGAGAUGUGUGUCGUAAAUAGUACACCAUACUAGUACCGUGCUGUACCGGUACCCCAUACAAUAUACAUGUAUGAGUAUACUGUACAUGUACAGACCGGCGCUUCAUUAACUUCCUCGUCGUUCCACGUUAGAUAUGUACGAGUAGUUGAUACCAGUCUAACGGAAGCUGCAUUUGUCAACAUGGCCGACAACAGAAUGGAGGUGGUUGACGAAAUGAGCGUCCAUCGAUUUGUAGAAGACGAACGUGAAUCUGAAGGAGUUUGUAUGAAACAAGAUGGAGAGUGCUCAAGCACCGGAAAUUUUGAAUUUGACAGAACGUUUGUGUAUAUAGAACGCAUUGGGGAGACAAGUGGUGGGAGCAGUCACGUCAUGCAUGUCGCUGAAAAUCACCAAAACGACGUAGGCUUAGGCCUGGCCCAUACUACAAGCCUCCAAUCCCAUGUACGUAAUGUACAUAAUGUAGGCCUAACCGGUACGACAAGUCAUCAGGAAGUCGAACAUGUAGAUUUAACUGCAUGUAGCACUCCAUCUCUUCACCAAUAUUCCGUGGAUGCUCCAUCAUCUGAGUCGGGCCGUGAUGUUCUGCAGAUGCAUGAAAAUGACCAAGUCAAUAAUCUUGGUCAUGUUGGUGAUGGUUGUGAUGGAUUCAUACAUCACACAAUAUCACCAGAUCAAAUACAGACACAGAUCAGCCAUGUUGGCCCAGGAUAUCCAUUCGAUAUGCCUGAUGACAUAGCCGGGGCAACCUUAACUAUGGAAAGAACAAAUCCCAAGACUAAGAAAAAAGAAAUUAAGAGAUAUAACUGUGAGUUUGAACGAUGUAAUCGGACAUAUAGUACACCUGGAAACUUGAAAACACAUUUGAAAACCCACACUGGGGAUUUCAGUUUUGUUUGUAAAGAAAAAGGAUGUGGUAAAGCAUUCUUGACUAGUUACAGCUUGAAAAUUCAUGUCCGUGUCCACACAAAAGAGCGUCCAUACUCAUGUGUUUCAGAGGGAUGCCAGAAGUCCUUCAACACAUUAUACAGAUUAAAAGCUCAUCAGAGACUCCACUCUGGAUCAACCUUUAACUGUGAUUCAGAGGGUUGCACCAAGUUCUUCACUACACUGAGUGAUCUCCGAAAACAUAUCAGAACACACACUGGUGAAAAACCAUUCAAAUGUGAGAGCUGUGGAAAGGCAUUUGCCGCAAGUCAUCACCUCAAGACACAUGUCAGGACACAUACUGGGGAGAAGCCUUAUUCAUGUCAAGAGGACGGAUGUGAUCGUUCCUUCAAUACACAAUACAGCCUGAAGAGUCACCAGAAGGGGCAUGAUAAACACUCAUCCAACUCAGACCCUUUGAAUGCGGACAAGCCACAGAAAGAUGAUUCCAUUCAGGAGAAUAGAGUGGCCAGUUCAACCUCCGUUGGUUGGGUAGCUACACCAAGUUCAGCUUGCAUUUGCACCUGUGGCUCUAGAAAUGCAACCAUGAUAGCCACAAAGCCAACUGAGAUACCUGUUGGUGAUGUGGUUACCACUCCUGCUGUCCAGCGUGCUAGUACAGCCAAUUUUGAAGUAGUUAACACUAAGGAACUACCAGUAUUAUCGCAGUCAUUGAACCAGCAAACAGAGAAGAAGGCCCAACACACUGGUCAGUCUGUGAUUAUUCACAGCAUUCCAUCUGGCUCAGCUGGUCAAAAUGUGAUAAUUACAAUCAAUCAAGAUUCAUCAGCUCCUACACAAGUUGUCAUUGCACCACAACAUCAGGUUUCUCAACAGACAUGCAAUGCAACACAGGUCAUGAGUAUUAAGCCAGAUAAUACCAGCAGUAUUUCAACAAGGAUGGUUCCUUUUGGAGAUUCAACUGGUCAACCAACUGUUGGAAUGUGUGUACAUCAUACAGAAGCAGCCAAGUCACAUCUUCCUGUCACCAAUUUAUCAAGUACAUCAGAAGUUAAAACUAAUGGGACAGCAAUGAUCCCAGUACCUCCAGUAGGUUUAUCUAUAAAUCAACCACGUACAGCUGCUGUACCAGCAAAUCCUCCAACCGUAGUUCCUAGACCAGUGGUUCUUACUAUUGCUACACCUGAUCAUGCUGUCAUGCACUCCCAUUCUAGUGUUCAACAACAAACCUGCAUCCAAGUCAUAACAGAUGAAAGUAAAGUGCACAAGUCGGAUUCCAGUGGUCAAGCAGAGUGUAAGCAUGGCAUAAGUUGUGCACCUCCUGUGACCACUGAUAUUGUGGUUGCUAGGCAACCUCCCGGUAGCUUUUGUGCCGCUAAUCAGAAAGCAGGACAGUCGACUGUCCAGCAGACUGUCCAGCAAGUGGCACAUUCACAUCAAAUCAAUGAGCAAAUUCCGAUGAUUAAAGAUUCCUUCUCUCUAGGUUCAACCAAUUCCAUUUCAGUCCAUUCAAGUGACCAGAUGAAAUCAUGGGUCACUAAUUUUCCGCAUACUUCCUCAACAUCUCCAGAUGUUGCAACAAAGUCUUGUACAUGCAAUGACUCCUGGAAGAAUCAACAAAAGAGACAGACUGAUGAUAUGAUCAAAUCUUGGUUGAAUGAUAAGAAUGCGAGCAUGUCACAGCGUGAAGCUGAUGCUGAAUCCAAUGCAAACAGCUCAAUUAGUACUGAGGAAAUAGAAAGGCAGCCUUGUCCCUUGUGUAGCUGCACCUGUCCAUGUGAAUGUAAGACACCACUAUCCAAAAGUGACUUCCAGGAUGGCAUGUCAGUCAUUUCAUCCUUCAGUUUAAGUAAUUUCCCGGACUUUUAAUUCAGAUGGAUGAAUGAAAAAAUUAAGUAAUUGAAAGAAACCUGAAAUUGUUCCAUGUUUCUGUCUCACUUUCUACAUACUAAAAUAAAUUGUUUGUAAUCUUUUGUAAGUCAAGGUUUCAGAUGACAAACAUGUUCUUGGUAUCACUACAUUUUUGGCCAGACAAGCUAAACCAAGAAAUGCAUGGCCAGCAGCAUAUCAAGCUUUUGGUGUGGGGGGGGGGAAACAUUCAAAAGGGAAUGCGGCUUUGGGCUCAUUAAAAAUGAUGUU
Messenger RNA from Acanthaster planci (crown-of-thorns starfish), 3107 nucleotides. RefSeq lists its product as uncharacterized. Gene Ontology annotation, cellular component: nucleus. Gene Ontology annotation, biological process: regulation of transcription by RNA polymerase II. The record is from RefSeq and is a predicted model, not a curated record. NCBI's taxonomy places the organism in Eukaryota, Metazoa, Echinodermata, Asteroidea, Valvatida, Acanthasteridae.